This is a messenger RNA of Protopterus annectens (West African lungfish), 1873 nucleotides long. Its product is annotated as claudin-4-like. The record is from RefSeq and is a predicted model, not a curated record. NCBI's taxonomy places the organism in Eukaryota, Metazoa, Chordata, Ceratodontiformes, Protopteridae. Gene Ontology annotation, cellular component: bicellular tight junction; plasma membrane. Gene Ontology annotation, biological process: cell adhesion; bicellular tight junction assembly. Gene Ontology annotation, molecular function: structural molecule activity. Bases 117 to 749 code for a protein of 210 amino acids. The transcript has a single exon.
UACAAGUCUCUUUCUUCCUGGUAUCAUUUUAAACGAGUGCAAAGAAAGGAAGAGGCAGACACCUAACACUUCUACUGAAUACCUGCUGCUAAAGAGGGAGAGAAAAGUUAUUCUGAAUGGCUUCUGUGGGAAUGCAGAUUUUGGGCAUAGCCCUGGCUGUAGUUGGAUGGCUCGGAACAGCUCUGAGCUGUGGUCUACCCAUGUGGAGGGUUACUGCUUUCAUUGGCAACAACAUUGUGGUGGCCCAAAUCAUCUGGGAGGGUCUGUGGAUGAAUUGUGUAGUACAGAGCACAGGACAGAUGCAGUGUAAGGUUUAUGACUCCUUGCUGGCUCUCCCACAGGACCUGCAGGCGGCACGUGCUCUUGUUGUCAUUUCCAUUGUGGUGGCUGUCCUUGGUCUGCUAAUGUCCAUCGUUGGUGGCAAAUGUACUAACUGCGUAGAAGAGGAAGGCACAAAAGCAAAAAUCUCCAUUGUCUCUGGGAUUAUCUUCAUUCUUGCUGGCAUCCUAAUCCUGAUUCCUGUAAGCUGGUCAGCCAAUACCAUCAUCCGUGAUUUCUACAACCCCUUGGUGACAGACGCUCAAAGACGAGAGCUUGGGGCAUCCCUCUACAUUGGCUGGGCAGCUGCUGCCCUCCUGAUCCUUGGUGGAGCUCUUCUCUGUUGCAACUGCCCUCCCAAGGAUGACAAGCCAUACACGGCAAAAUAUUCUGCUGCAAAGUCCACAGCAGCUAGUCAGCAGUACGUUUAAGAACCAGCCUCUGGAAUAGGAAAGUGACUUCUGCUUCCUGCCUGAAGACAUUCUGAAAUGUUUUAGUGGAACUUUCCAAAUGGAUUGUCUCUUCAAACUGAUAACUUCAGAUACUUGACUUGUGUUUCUACAAUAUUUACCUGUAAUGUGUUCCUGUGUUUCCUGCAUUUGCUUUUGUGGUAACUAAGUACAACAGAGUGAACAUUUGGAUAACGCAGUGAAAUUUUCAUAUCUGUAGGGCAGUUACUCUUGCAAAAUAUUCAUGCACCAAGUUAAGCAAUAUACUGUGUUAAUAUUGUUUGAACUUUUAAUAUAUUUAGAACAGGUGCCAUGGUAUUUAAAUGACAGGGAAACCGCUGCUUCUGAUUUUCCUCUUUCAGGUUUUUUUAGUAACACAAUGUGAAAAUGUAUGCAUAAAUUGGUUAUUACAGAUGUUUUUUAGUUUAUUUUUUCCUUUGUGUAUACAUUUGUUUAAUACUGGACAGAGAUGGCAAAAGUUAUGCAACCUAUCAGUUCUGUCACAUAUGCAUCUACCCUAGAGCUAUACAAGUAGAGGAACUUCUCAAAUCCUGGUGGAUAACAGGUGUAAAAGUAGCUCAGCUUGUUAUUCUAGUAAAUAUUUCUUAUUAGAACACAAUGCAUUCUUUUGAAAAUCCUCUGCUGUAACUUGUUUUUCUUCCUAAAUCUUCUUUGUUGUUCAGAAAGGGAAAAUAAUAGAUGCUGUAAUGAUAGUACAUGCAUGUAAUAAAGUUAAAAACUGCAUUGUUAACAUUUGUCUGUAACUGUUGAGCACUGUGUUUGUUUUCAACUCUGCAUGCAAGCAUUAGACAAAGCUACUUGAUCCAGACUUUUAUUUUAAUAUAAAUGUAACAAAUUUGAUGAGCAGAUGAAGCAAAGCAAUUAUAACAAAAUGUUGUGCUUUUCAAAGUUUUUGAGAUAUGGUUGGUUGUGGGGGGGGGGGGGUAUCUCUGCACACUUAAUCUGCUUAGUCCAGAUUGUUACUGCAUUAGUUUCUGGUCAUUCCACCCUCCAACUCCAGUCAUAAGGAACAUGCUUGUGUGUUUUGUAAAUAUUUUAGUUAAGCUAUGCAAUCCAAAAUAAAAUGACAUCCUUUUUUAAUAAAA